AAGUUAGGAAGGCCAGAUUAUUGUAUUUACUACAGUGAUGCUGCACUCAGAAACUGUGUGGUGAUUCAAAUUUGAAUUCAUAGCCCGCCACUCUUAUCAGCUGUAGGCUGCUGCAAGUGAAAUGGAGGGCAGGUCUCACUCUGUCAAAUCAAUAAGUCAGAAGAGUGAUCCGGACAGUGUGGGAGUGACACUGUGAGGAACUCCGACUGAUCCAAGAGGAAGGACUGGAACCUGACCCGGGGGGCCAGGUAUAGACGCUCGGCCCCUCCCUCAGCGGGCACCACGCCCCUCCUCCGUGGGCGUCAGGCAGGCGACCUGAGCGGGGAGCGCUCACCUGGCUCACCUUACAGCCGCUCAGGAGCUCGAUGCCGCGGCACACACGCUCCGGGAAAUAAGCGCUCAUUGUCAGAGACCUCAGCGUCUCUUCCGCCUCCCGCCGCGCGGACAUGGAGCAGGUGUUCGGGGGUCUGGGCCGCUGUGCGUGCAGCUUCUGGCUCGCAGUAGCCUUUGACAUCGUGGGACUGGUCGUGCUUCUCAUCGGGGUGUUCGCGAAUGUGUUUUUCUAUGACCUGCUCAUCUACGCCGGCGCCAUCGUCAUCUUCCUCAGCCUCAUCUGGUGGGUGUUCUGGUACUCUGGGAACCUCGAGGUGCCCCCGGCGGAGCUGGAGGACGAUGUCGGGUUACUGAAGAAGGACAAGGGCGCCUUGAGCGGCAUCGGCGGCGCGGUGAGGCGCCUCUCCAGCCGCGUGUCCAGCGGCAUCAGGAACUCGCUCCGCAGGAACGGAGGGCCGUCCAGCAGCCGCGCAGGCCGGGCGCAGAGGUCAGGCGGCGGGCCGCCGGUGGCCCCGCAGGCGGAACAGGUGGCCGUUGCCAUGGAAACGAUGACCCCGCGGGAGGAUACCCCGCACACCACUGUGUCAUCAGUGGCGGGCUGUGACGUAGAGAUGCCGCACACGGCCACAGAGACUUCACCUACAUAGUGGAGGCCUACAGAGACUUGAUCCUGCACCACAGUGUCUUCAGCCUGCUCCAGUUCAUGCUCAACUUUUCUACUGUAUUUGUGUUUAAUGUGAAAUUAUUUAUAAUUGAUGACUAUACCUUGUUGAAGUGUCUUUAUAUUUUCCAAAUAAAGGUUGUUUUAAUCCGUCA
Molecule: messenger RNA, 1149 nt
Organism: Acanthopagrus latus (yellowfin seabream)
Lineage: Eukaryota; Metazoa; Chordata; Actinopteri; Spariformes; Sparidae
Product: transmembrane protein 238-like
Exons: 2
Coding region: 447-980 (177 amino acids)
Source: RefSeq, a predicted model, not a curated record